Centruroides sculpturatus (bark scorpion) is the source of this 735-nucleotide messenger RNA. Its product is annotated as threonine--tRNA ligase, cytoplasmic-like. The coding region runs from base 1 to 636 and encodes 211 amino acids. Lineage: Eukaryota; Metazoa; Arthropoda; Arachnida; Scorpiones; Buthidae. The transcript has 6 exons. The record is from RefSeq and is a predicted model, not a curated record. Gene Ontology annotation, molecular function: ATP binding; threonine-tRNA ligase activity. Gene Ontology annotation, biological process: threonyl-tRNA aminoacylation.
AUGAACAAUUUUCUUAAACUUGGUGAAGGAGCAAUUGGUAGAAUGGAUCUGUGGUUUUUAGAUAAUGUAACAAGCUUUACUGAUAACUUAGUUACAAAAGGGACGGAUGAUGUACAGAAACAAUACUCAUUUAGUUAUAAUCCUUUCAAAGUUCGAAUUUUGAAGGAAAAAGUUAACACGCCAACUACUACCGUAUAUCGUUGUGGACCCCUUAUUGAUUUAUGCAGGGGACCUCAUGUACGUCACACUGGAAAAAUUAAAGCGCUGCAAGUCACCAAGAAUUCGUCAACUUACUGGGAAGGAAAUGCCGAAGCAGAAACCUUGCAAAGAAUAUAUGGAAUAUCAUUUCCAGAUAAUAAACAGUUAAAAGAAUGGCAAAAAUUUCAAGAGGAAGCUGCAAAACGUGAUCAUAGGAAGCUUGGCAGAGAUCAAGAGUUGUUUUUCUUCCAUGAAUUAAGUCCUGGUAGUUGUUUCUUUCUUCCUAAAGGAGCUCAUAUAUAUAAUACGCUUGUUGAAUUUAUUAGAAGUGAAUAUCGGAAACGAGGUUUCCAAGAAGUGAUAAGCCCAAAUGUAUAUAAUAGUAAACUAUGGAAAGUCUCAGGACAUUGGCAGCAUUAUGCAGUAAGUAGAUUUUAAGUUUUUUAUUUAAAUUCUAACAGUUAUUGUACAUUAGGUUCAUGAAUCUUGGCCAGGCUGUACCACAGUAAGAUUCCUAGCAAGGAAGAGUUUAUGAGC